AUGCCGCCGAAACGCAAGGCCCUCGAAUCUGUCUCCCCCAACAUUGACGAGCGCAGCAAUGGCAAGAAGACCAAGACCGGCGCCGCCGCCGCCGCCGCCGCCGCCGCCCAGGAGGCGCCCAGGAGGCGCCCCCUGAACCUCAGCCACAGGAUCCCCAGCUGCAGUUACCAAAUUGCCAUGCAGGAUCCCCGUCACGCGUACGAGUCUAUUUGCAUUUGCAACCCCCUUCAAGGCCGCGACGACGAGGAUGACGAUGAUGACGACGCGAGCGAUGAAGAGGACGAAGCAGAGGACGACGGCGGCGCGAGUCUUGGUAAAAACGAUAAGCCCACCAAGAAAGCUUGUGAUGGGGGCAAGACAUGCCCAUGUGGCAAGUCGGCCGCCUCGCUCCCCUCCCACGAAUAUACCAUGACCAGGGCCGGCCUGGCGAGAUAUCGCAUGGCAGAGAACAUGAUGGACCUUCGCAACCCCGACGCGUUUCGAAUGCACACAUUCGGUGAUCACAUGGCCUACGGAGCGCUCGAGGUGGUGCAGAACAUGCUGAUGGAUUUCAACGAGGCGUACAAAGCCAAGCAGUGGCGCGAGGCCUGGUCAGUGGUGGAGGGCAUGGCGCUGUUUAUUCUAGUGGGCGAGGGUUUUGGAAUGUGCAUGGCCGACGACGGAGAGAUGAUUCGGAUGACUGCGGCACAGCUGGCCCGGAUGGUGCUCGCAGCGCUGGCGAUGCUGGACGGCGAGGCCCAGCUUGCCAACGACACCGACACCAAGAACCUGGGCUGGAUGAUGGCGCUGUACCAGGAGAUGGCCAAGGCGAUGCGGCAGCAAGGUCUGCUGGAGAGUGCCCAGCCUUUGAAUUCAAAGGCGUUCAAGUUCCGCGCGGGCAACCUGAGCCUCUAUCUGCAGUCGUAUGCCCGUCGGCGUGGCAUCACGGUGCCCGGCGCGGCCGACACGGCCAACGACACCGACCUCACAAUGCCAAAGACGGACGCCAAAGACCCGUGGGGUUGGGCGAGGGCCUUUGCCGCCUACCGGCGCGAGUGUGUCGCGCCUGUGUAUGCCUACCGUGGGUGGCAUAGGCAAGCCAUUGGCGGCGAUGGCUUGGACAUCUCGACAUGGACCAGCGCGGAGCGGAGGGUUUGUGCCUUUGACGACAAGGACCCUCUUCCGAAAGACGCUGUUGAGAAUCUCAAAAGAGGCCUUGCCCUUGGUCUUGCCUAA
Molecule: messenger RNA, 1215 nt
Organism: Metarhizium acridum CQMa 102
Lineage: Eukaryota; Fungi; Ascomycota; Sordariomycetes; Hypocreales; Clavicipitaceae
Source: RefSeq, a predicted model, not a curated record